UUAUCGACUCUAUAAACUUUGUAGUCCACGUUGAUGGACAAAGAUGGAUCACCCCUGAGGUGUGCCUUAAUCUAUUGCCCCUCAAGGUUUUGUUAUCCUGCACGGAUGGAAAUCUAAUUAUAUCACUGGUAGACCGGUUGAUAAGACUCCAAGUAGGCCAGUUGAUACGACUCCAAGGAGAACUUUUGCCAUUUUAUUCGGGACACCACGUUCACUGAAUCUCUCUUUCAUUCUUUGGACACUUACCGGAGAGUACCAUCCACCUUUGCUCUUUUCUGCCCGACCUAAGUUUGCCGCCAGAAUUUACCUGCUCUAGGUAUCUACCUCUUGACGCAUUUCUUGGAAACAUUUUGUGAGUCUUUGAAUCGCGGUUUGAUCUGCUCCUCAUAUUUUGCAUCCCAUCUGUGUUGGUUAUUAUCCAUUUGCACUCAUUUUCCAUCUUUAUUCAUGCCUCUGACUGAUUGUUUGGGUAACUCCCACGAGGCCAGUCCGCCUCCUGCGCCACCCUCGCUCAAUGACGCUCUCCCGUCGGAAAUUCUCGUCCAAAUUUUUUCCCACCUCGAUAACCUCUCCCUCGACACCCUCAACCUCGUGUGUAAGUACUGGAACGCACUCGCUAACAACAACAACGCGUGGCGAGAGGCGUUCAUGGCACGCCACGGCCAUAUCCCCGAGUUCCAGCCACUUAGCCGCUCACGCUUGUGGAAGCGCGAGUUGACCAUGCGAGAAAACAUGGCCCGGAAGUGGCUUCGGGGCACGGGAAAGAACCAUUCGUUCCCCGUUCCCAGGGGCAGCGCCCUGAUGGUGGUACCAGAGUUCGCGGCUGACCGGCUCUUGGUCUACCAGCACAGUGUGGGGCAGAUUGUGGUGACAAAUCUCCGAAACGGCAAACACACCGACCUCAUCUGGCUCGACAACCUCAACAACGGUAAUGUCACCGCCUAUGACAUGUGUGAAAUGGCCAUCGUCUGCGGCACCUGGAAGGGCGAGGUGUUUUUGAAACUUCUCUCUAACAAAACGUACAUGUCGCCAACCAUCCGACUUGAUGGGGAUACAGAAUUGAGCGGAGAAGCGGUUGCCAUUUCGGUUGUCAGCCUUAAGAAGGACGGGAUGAAUAAAACCGGCGCCUUUGGCUGUGUGUGCGGAGAUGCCGGGGGCACGGUGACGUGCUGGGACUUGAAAACGCCAGCGUUAAUUAAACGGCAGAGGGUAUCCACGCUAGGGAUUGUAAAGAUUGCCAGUGACUUCCACACCGCGAUCGUGUGUUUGGAUACCCUGCUAAACGUCCACUUCGUUGAUACCGUCACGUGGGCCGUCAGCACCGUGGCGUACCCCAAGCCGCUUCAGACCGAGGCUUUGGACUUGGAAGACAUCCAUCUCCACGUGGAUUUUGCCGGCGGGGUCGCUAUGGUUGGGUUUCAGGGGGAUAUCACGCUCUUUUCCCUCUCUUCUAUCGGCGUGUUCUCCGGCUACGCGCUUGCGGAUGGUUUGGAUGCCGUUCACAAGUCUGUCGCAAGUGGGUACGGUGGCGCGUAUGAGACUGAGAUUGUGGGUGGCGACGGCUAUUUCAUUGGUGUGUUGACCCUACAUGGGGGCGUGCUUAUUAUCAAUACCCGUGCGGCCUCCAACUUUCCGGCAUCAGCGAAUGUCACCACCCAUUCGUUCACCCCUUUCAACCACUUUAUCCCAGACUAUGUCGGGCCCGAUAACACCCCGUACGAGGUUACACAUUUCAAUAGUAUUUCCAUCAACGCGCAGAUAGUAUUGCUCGGCUCGUAUAACGGCUACUCGGCCAUCUACGACAUUUUCCAUGGCCGAUUGCUCAAGGUGGUGUCGAAGCGGUUCCCCAAGCGGCUCUUUGAAAACCCCAUGUUCCAGUUGUUUCCCACCCAACACGUCUUUUUGAACCCGGAUCCCAAGGCAACGUCCGGGGUCACGUUCACACACCGACUAGUGCAAUAUUUCCAGUACGGGGACCAGCCUAUCGACGCGUUAGAAAAGCUCGGGAAACGAAAGACCGCGGCGUCGGGCUUGUUGCGCGAUAAGCGGUCUCUGGCGUACCACAAGGUUAUCAAGCACGAAGUGGACGAGCUAGACCGCGAAAUUGAGUCUGCCAACCAGAGUGUGAGGUUGGUGGGAAAGUACAAUGGGGUGGAAGCAGACUUGACGGAAGAGGAGGAGUUGAAGAUCGCGAUGGCCCUUAGUGAGAGCCACAACGUGCACUCUGGGGAAAAUUCAGACGACUUGGAGAGGGCGUUACAGUUGUCAAAGUCUGAGGUCAGCUUGCAUUCAGACGACAGUUCUCUGUUAGGCCUUGUGGAUAAGGACCUCCAGUUGGCGAUUGCCUUGUCGCAGACGGAAAGUGAAAAUUCUGCGGUGGAACGGGACACGUAUGGCGGCCUACUUGAUUUUCCUUUAGCCGGACUUAGCAAGAAGCAGCUCAAGUCAAAGGCGGUUGCUCCCAUGGCGGAGGUUUUGCGUGAAGGGAUCGAGUCGCUGUCUCCAUUUGAAUCUGAAGGGGUGGACGAGGAUUUGCGAUUGGCGAUCCGGUUGUCACAAAUCGAGGUGAGAGGCGCUCCACAGAUGGGGAAUGAUAAAAGUGUCAGCUCGUCGUGUAAUGCUGCGAUUAUUGUUUGUGACAACCUGAAACCUCCGGGAACUCUCCUCGACGGGGAUGCUGAGUUUGAGAAACAGAUGACCGAGGCUAUUAAGCGGUCAAUUGUGAGCUAAAUAUGGGGUGAAAGGUCGUAUUUAUCAGUUUAUGAGUAUCGCCUAGGGUCUGAGUUAACCAGUAUGAAGAGAGUUUAUGUAUAGUGAUAAGCCACAUACAAUUGUGC
This is a messenger RNA of Babjeviella inositovora NRRL Y-12698, 2837 nucleotides long. RefSeq names its product SCF ubiquitin ligase complex subunit. The annotation marks the transcript as partial. Gene Ontology annotation, molecular function: protein binding. The transcript has a single exon. NCBI's taxonomy places the organism in Eukaryota, Fungi, Ascomycota, Pichiomycetes, Serinales. The record is from RefSeq and is a predicted model, not a curated record.